Messenger RNA from Spodoptera frugiperda (fall armyworm), 1933 nucleotides. Its product is annotated as homeotic protein Sex combs reduced-like. Gene Ontology annotation, molecular function: DNA-binding transcription factor activity, RNA polymerase II-specific; RNA polymerase II cis-regulatory region sequence-specific DNA binding. Bases 197 to 1597 code for a protein of 466 amino acids. Lineage: Eukaryota; Metazoa; Arthropoda; Insecta; Lepidoptera; Noctuidae. The transcript has 2 exons. The record is from RefSeq and is a predicted model, not a curated record. Gene Ontology annotation, cellular component: nucleus. Gene Ontology annotation, biological process: anterior/posterior pattern specification; negative regulation of transcription by RNA polymerase II.
CCCCAAACUUUUUUUAGGUCAUAUAAAGUAUUACAAUUGUAGGGUCGUGCCGCCUGUAUGCACUUACACCAUUCGUUUCGCAGUCAACCUCGGAGACGGAUCGCCGUCUCCUACGCAGUCCAGUGUCAGUGCUAAUUAAAGGAUAAUCAGUGUGUACCAAUCAGUGAUAGUGUCAGAUACUUUGAAAACAUUAGGUAUGUCCUUAGCGACUACUAAUCGUGCCAGUGAAAUGUGGAACAGCAGUGGAGAUAUGAACGCUCAAAUUGCGAUACAAUCUAAGCUUAACGGAUAUAAACAAAACGUAAAUAUGCCGACUGAUUACUACAACAACUAUCAGAAUAGUUAUUAUUCACAAAACUAUAACUACCCAAAUACGAUCAGUGGCUACGGAAAGAUGUAUGAACAGAAUCAAAGUGGCGGAAUAGUGAAAUCGGAACCAACUUCUUGGCCUGGUUACAACACAAAUUAUGCACCUGGGAAUAAUGCUAAUGAUAUGGAAGUGAUCAAUCGAUGGAAAGAAAUGAACUAUUAUUUACAACAACAACAAAUGCAGCACCAACAACAGCAACUGUUACAGCAUCAGCAGCAGCAACUAUCACCACAACAACAAUAUGGGUAUGAACAGAAAAUUAACACAAUGUAUCAAAAUACUAUGGAGAAGCCAGAAGAUAUAAAACUGAUUAAUUCACCGGGACAGUGCAGUGUUCCCGAAGCUAGUUACGGAUCACCUCAAAGUGCAACAAGCAAUUUUAAAUCACCUACGCCUGAAGCAGAGGAAUCGCCAAAUCUAAGGGCACUGCUUAUGAGACCGAAGGACAAAAACACAUCACCGUAUUUUGUGAAGAGUGAUAAGACGUAUACGGAAGACAUGCUUCAGAAGAUGAUGUUUAGCACAGAAGACGCAAGCAAUUGGGAAAAAAAUAAAGAGAGCGCUGAGAAGGAAAGUAAUUUGUCGCAAUUUCAUGGUGGAUUUGAGAACGUUGAGGAUCAAACGUCAAUCAAGAAAGAUGCAGUGGGUGGGGCGACAGAAGGCGCACAAUCAUCACAGGACUCUUCGGGACCCUGUCAGGAUGUGACAAGGGUCGAUGCAGGCGGGGACAAUGCGGAUUAUGCCGAUAACAAAAUGGCGGCUACACAAGAUGUGCAGGCGGUUUAUCCGUGGAUGAAGAGUGUUGGUGGUGAAGACAAAAAGGAAGGCUCGAAAAGAACCCGGCAAACCUACACAAGGUUUCAAACAUUGGAAUUGGAAAAAGAAUUCCAUUUCAACAAAUACCUAUCUAGAAGAAGGAGAAUAGAAGUUUCACAUGCGUUGGGACUGACAGAGCGGCAAAUUAAAAUUUGGUUUCAGAACAGAAGAAUGAAAGCUAAGAAAGAUGGGAAACUAGCAACAUCACCAGAACCAUAUAAUGUGGAUGAAAUAAGUGCCGCUAAAUUAAGUAUGACUGAGUAUAUGGGUGCAACGCAGCGAAUGCCUGGUUUAGGAGAGUAUCCUAACUAUCCUAUGAAUCUUCAACAAACGAAUAUACCACCACAGAUGGCAAGCACUUUACCACCAAAUUAUAUGAUGCCACCUUAUGAAGGGAUCAAAAAUAUGUAACUAGUACUACAUAGUAUAAAGUAAAUAUUGUUUACAAAUGGCACAUAACACUAUACGCUUCCAUUAUUCACGAUUUUAUCUUCUUCAUUAUUAAAAACUUGCAAAGCAUCAUUAUACAAAUUACUUGCAAAGUUUUUAUAUGACACAUUCCAUUGUAAUUAUGUACCUAUAGUCAUUCAUAUCGUAGUACUUCAGUGUAUCGAUGUAGUUAUCAUAUACAUAGAUCCUUAUCGAUCGCUCACUCCCGCGCCUUACAUCUUAAAGGUCGCGCAUCUUAAGGGUUAUUUUUCUCUAAAUUUUUUUAUUAACAUUUUGUUGACAUUGUUUUAGUAUGAA